UUGUUAUUUAUCUCAUCUGAGAAUUUACAGUAGUUAUUUAUCCCAUCUGAGAAUUUACAGUCGUUAUUUACCCCUUCUGAGAAUUUACAGUUGUUAUUUAUCUCAUAUGAGAAUUUACAGUCGUUAUUUAUCCCAUCUGAGAAUUUACAGUUGUUAUUUAUCCCAUCUGCGAAUUAACAGUCGUUAUUUAUCCCAUCUGAUAAUUUACAGUCGUUAUUUAUCCCAUCUGAGAAUUUACAGUUGUUAUUUAUCUCAUCUGCGAAUUAACAGUUGUUAUUUAUCUCAUCUGAGAAUUUACAGUCGUUAUUUACCCCAUUUGAGAAUUUACAGUCGUUAUUUACCCCAUCUGAGAAUUUACAGUCGUUAUUUAUCUCAUAUGAGAAUUUACAGUCGUUAUUUAUCCCAUCUGAGAAUUUGCAGUUGUUAUUUAUCUCAUCUGCGAAUUAACAGUCGUUAUUUAUCCCAUCUGAGAAUUUACAGUCGUUAUUUAUCCCAUCUGAGAAUUUACAGUUGUUAUUUAUCUCAUCUGCUAAUUAACACUUGUUAUUUAUCCCAUCUGAAAAUUUACAGUUGUUAUUUAUCUCAUCUGAGAAUUUACAGUCGUUAUUUAUCCCAUCUGAGAAUUUACAGUUGUUAUUUAUCUCAUCAGAGAAUUUACAGUUGUUAUAAAUCCCAUCAGAGAAUUUACAGUUGUUAUUUAUCCUAUCUGAGAAUUAACAGUCGUUGUUUAUCUCAUCUGAGAAUUUACAGUCGUUAUUUAUCUCAUCUGAGAAUUUACAGUUGUUAUUUAUCCCAUCUGAGAAUUAACAGUCGUUAUUUAUCCUAUUUGAGAAUUUACAGUUGUUAUUUAUCUCAUCUGAGAAUUAACAGUUGUUAUUUAUCCCAUCAGAGAAUUUACAGUUGUUAUUUAUCUCAUCUGAUAAUUUACAGUUGUUAUUUAUCUCAUCUGAGAAUUUACAGUCGUUAUUUAUCCCAUCAGAGAAUUUACAGUUGUUAUUUAUCCCAUCUGAGAAUUUACAGUUGUUAUUUAUCUUAUCUGAGAAUUUACAGUCGUUAUUUAUCCUAUCUGAUAAUUUACAGUCGUUAUUUAUCUCAUCUGAGAAUUUACAGUUGUUAUUUAUCCCAUCUGAGAAUUAACAGUCGUUAUUUAUCCUAUUUGAGAAUUUACAGUUGUUAUUUAUCUCAUCUGAGAAUUAACAGUUGUUAUUUAUCCCAUCAGAGAAUUUACAGUUGUUAUUUAUCCCAUCUGAGAAUUUACAGUUGUUAUUUAUCCUAUCUGAGAAUUUACAGUUGUUAUUUAUCCUAUCUGAGAAUUUACAGUCGUUAUUUAUCCAAUCUGAGAAUUAACAGUCGUUAUUUAUCCCAUCUGAGAAUUUACAGUCGUUAUUUAUCCUAUCUGAUAAUUUACAGUCGUUAUUUAUCCCAUAUGAGAAUUAACAGUCCUUAUUUAUCCAAUCUGAGAAUUUACAGUCGUUAUUUAUCCAAUCUGAGAAUUAACAGUCCUUAUUUAUCCAAUCUGAGAAUUUACAGUCGUUAUUUAUCCUAUCUGAUAAUUUACAGUUGUUAUUUAUUCUAUCUGAGAAUUAACAGUUGUUAUUUAUCUCAUCUGAGAAUUAACAGUCCUUAUUUAUCCAAUCUGAGAAUUUACAGUCGUUAUUUAUCCUAUCUGAUAAUUUACAGUUGUUAUUUAUCCAAUCUGAGAAUUUAUAGUCGUUAUUUAUCCCAUCUGAGAAUUAACAGUCCUUAUUUAUCCAAUCUGAGAAUUUACAGUCGUUAUUUAUCCUAUCUGAUAAUUUACAGUUGUUAUUUAUUCUAUCAGAGAAUUUACAGUUGUUAUUUAUUCUAUCUGAGAAUUAACAGUUGUUAUUUAUCCCAUCUGAGAAUUUACAGUUGUUAUUUAUUCUAUCUGAGAAUUAACAGUUGUUAUUUAUCCCAUCUGAGAAUUUACAGUUGUUAUUUAUCCCAUCUGAGAAUUUACAGUUGUUAUUUAUCCCAUCUGAGAAUUUACCCG
Molecule: messenger RNA, 2011 nt
Organism: Lottia gigantea (owl limpet)
Lineage: Eukaryota; Metazoa; Mollusca; Gastropoda; Lottiidae
Exons: 1
Source: RefSeq, a predicted model, not a curated record